AUGCUACCAGUCGAAACUCUAUUCCCUCUCCCUCAUCGAGUCAAGUCAGACGAUGAAGCUCCUAGGCUUCGGAACGUUACCGGGUUGUUAUCAAGCGCACCGUCAAUCGUGCAAUUGGGAUUUCCCUCUUCUCGCCAUGGUCCAAGCCUUGAGGACAGUGAUCGGACCGACGAGCACCCUGAAGAAGGCCUCGAUGAUGAGGGAUUUUACGACGAAUUCAGCGAUUACGUUCCGUACGACGAGGUCGAGGGGGUGGCAAUGGUCCGCAAAGGGUUGUUGAAACGAGCACCGGCAUUCCGGGGCACCAUGCAGAUGGAUUGCAAGGUAGCAAGGGAAGCCUGCCAGAACGCUUGCUGGUAUCAAAAUUGUGUCCGGGGAGCUCGAGGUGCGAGUGACCAGGUCGUCUACAGAGAGGGUGGCGGGGUUUCAGAGGAAGUUGACGCAAACAGGGAUCAUAUUCUAGCCGGUGGAAGGGAAUGGAGGAAUUUUCGAAGGGCGAGAGGCAAGUAUGGAGAAGGGCAACCUUAUGCCCAUUGGCGCGAAGGCAGGGGUAAAUUCAUCCGCGGAGACUGGUUCUACGUCAACUUCGAUAUGAGUUCGUUCGACAAUCAGGAUCCAAACGAUCGAUGGGUCAUGGACAACGUGCUUUACUACUGCAACGCACCCUUCAAAAAUUGCGAGAACGAUGGCCGACAAUUCCACAUGAGUGAAUUAGUCGAGACCAAUUCGAGACGAAACCUCCAGGUUGGUGUUCUCGAGUGGCCGUACGAUCGGACUGGGUCCAACAAGUAUGGAAGUCAAGGCAUGAGCGAGUACCAAGUCGACAACGAGGGAGAAGCUAUCAAAGCGUUCAACCUCGUCCUCAAAGUCACCGGAAAUGACAAGGACCAGUUUGAUGUCACUGUGUCAGAGGUCGUCAACGGAGUCCCGGCCCUUUUGGCUUCUAAUACCCAACAACUGGCGACAGACGAAUCCAUGUCAGUCCAAGGUUCUCUACCGCAGUCCUUGAAGAUCUCGCGGACAGAUGACUGCGAGGUUGUCAAGUUCGAGUACGGCAGUGACGGAGAGCUCUCCUUUUUCCCUUUCAAUACCAAAGACGCUGGAUACCCGGAUAAUGCACCAGAAGACCGUAAGAAAGGCGCGAAUAGAGGCCGCUAUUGCUUGCCAAGCGACAUCGAAGACAGCAAUGGUGACGCCAUUGGCGUGGAGUACGACUGCUGGUUUCCCGGCUGGUAA
Messenger RNA from Saxophila tyrrhenica, 1236 nucleotides. RefSeq lists its product as uncharacterized. The record is from RefSeq and is a predicted model, not a curated record. The coding region runs from base 1 to 1236 and encodes 411 amino acids. Lineage: Eukaryota; Fungi; Ascomycota; Dothideomycetes; Mycosphaerellales; Extremaceae. The transcript has 4 exons.